Molecule: messenger RNA, 4216 nt
Organism: Mirounga angustirostris (Northern elephant seal)
Lineage: Eukaryota; Metazoa; Chordata; Mammalia; Carnivora; Phocidae
Gene: TIMELESS
Product: timeless circadian regulator
Exons: 30
Coding region: 160-3867 (1235 amino acids)
Biological process (GO): replication fork arrest; DNA replication checkpoint signaling; DNA repair
Cellular component (GO): replication fork protection complex
Molecular function (GO): DNA binding
Source: RefSeq, a predicted model, not a curated record
ACUAGUCCCGCCGGGUCGGGUGGCGGGAAAGGCUGCGGCGCGGCGCGUGAGGGCUGCUGGCUCCGCAGGGAUCCUGAGGACCGGCGGGGAGCGGGCCCUGGCAACCACUAAUCUACUUUGUGUCUAUAUGGGUUUGCCUAUUCUGGACAUUUCAUAUAAAUGGAAUCAUACAGCCUCAUCAUUUCUGGGUCCUGUCUCCACCUACCUUAUAUCAGUGUCUCUUGGCUGGCCCACUGGUGUAUGGACUUACACAUGAUGAAUUGUGAACUUCUGGCCACAUGUAGUGCCCUUGGGUACUUAGAGGGAGACACUUACCACAAGGAACCAGAUUGCUUGGAGAGCGUGAAGGAUUUGAUCCGCUACUUGAGGCACGAGGAUGACACUUGCAACGUGCGGCAGCAGCUGGGGGCAGCCCAAAUCCUGCAGCGUGACCUUCUACCCAUCCUUACCCAACACCGCCAGGACAAGCCUCUUUUUGAUGCCGUUAUCAGGCUGAUGGUGAACUUGACACAACCAGCCUUGCUCUGUUUUGGCAGUGUGCCCAAGGAGCCUGGCUUGCGGCACCAUUUUCUGCAGGUGCUGGCGUACUUGCAGGCCUACAAAGAGGCCUUUGCCAGUGAGAAAGCUUUUGGAGUCCUCAGUGAAACUUUGUAUGAGCUGCUGCAGCUGGGCUGGGAGGAACGGCAGGAGGAAGACAACUUGCUGAUUGAACGGAUCCUGCUGCUGGUCAGAAAUAUUCUCCAUGUUCCAACUGACCUUGAUCAGGAGAAGAGGAUCGACAAUGACGCCAGUGUCCAUGACCAGCUUCUCUGGGCAAUUCACCUCAGUGGCCUGGAUGACCUGCUUCUCUUUCUGGCCAGCUCGCCCGCUGAGCAACAGUGGAGCCUGCAUGUGCUAGAGAUUGUCUCCCUCAUGUUUCGUGACCAGAACCCUGAACAGCUGGCAGGAGUAGGACAGGGACGCUUAGCGCAGGAGCGGAGCACAGAUGUGGCAGAACUGGAGGUGUUGCGCCAGCGAGAGAUGGCAGAAAAGAAGACUCGAGCCCUUCAGCGAGGCAGCAGGCAUUCUCGAUUUGGGGGCUCCUACAUUGUCCAGGGUUUGAAAUCCAUUGGGGAGAGGGACCUCAUCUUUCACAAAGGUCUCCACAAUCUCCAAAACUACAGUUCGGAUUUGGGAAAGCAGCCCCGAAGGGUGCCUAAACGUCGUCAAGCUGCCCGGGAGCUAUCCAUUCAGCGCCGCUCUGCCCUCAAUGUGAGACUCUUCCUCAGAGACUUCUGCUCUGAGUUCUUGGAGAACUGUUAUAACCGGCUCAUGGGCUCGGUGAAGGAUCACCUGCUGCGGGAGAAGGCUCAGCAGCAUGAUGAGACCUACUACAUGUGGGCCUUGGCUUUCUUCAUGGCCUUCAACCGAGCUGCCUCCUUCCGGCCAGGCCUGGUUUCUGAGACCCUCAGUGUCCGUACCUUCCACUUCAUUGAACAGAACCUCACCAACUACUAUGAGAUGAUGCUGACUGACCGCAAGGAAGCCGCGUCCUGGGCACGGCGGAUGCACCUGGCCCUGAAGGCCUAUCAGGAGCUGUUGGCCACAGUGAAUGAGAUGGACAUGUCCCUGGACGAGGCUGUGAGGGAGAGCAGCCGCAUCAUCAAGAACAACAUUUUCUAUGUGAUGGAGUACCGAGAACUCUUCCUGGCACUCUUUCGAAAGUUUGAUGAGAGAUGCCAGCCACGCUCUUUCCUUCGGGACCUGGUGGAAACCACCCACCUCUUCCUCAAGAUGUUGGAGCGGUUCUGUCGGAGCCGUGGGAACCUGGUGGUGCAGAACAAACGAAAGAAGAGAAAGAAGAAAAAGAAGGUUCUAGAUCGGCCUGUUGCUUCUGGUGAUGUCCCCUCUGGUGCAGGGGCACUAGAGGCUGUGUGGCCAUCCCUGGCCGAGCAGCUACAGUGCUGUGCCCAGGGUCCAGAGCUCAGUGUGGACUCCGUGGUUCCCUUUGAUGCGGCUUCAGAGGUGUCUGUGGAAGAGCAGCGGGCAGAAGCCAUGGUGCGGAUCCAAGACUGUCUCCUGGCUGGCCAGGCCCCACAAGCCCUGGCCCUCCUUAGGUCUGCCCGGGAGGUGUGGCCAGAAGGAGAUGUGUUUGGCCCUCAAGACAUUUCUGCAGAGGAAGAGAUCCAGCUGCUGAAACAGAUCCUCUGCGCCCCGCUUCCCCGGCAGCAGGGGCCAGAGGAACGAGGGGCAGAGGAAGAGGAAGACGAGGACGAGGACGAGGAAGAGUUGCAAGCGGUCCAGGUGUCAGAGAAAGAAUUUAAUUUCCUGGACUACCUGAAACGUUUUGCAAGCUCAGCUGUUGUGCGAGCCUGCGUGCUCCUGCUGCGGAGCUACGGACAGAACAGCGCCCACACCAACCGCUGUGUGGUCAAGCUGCUGCACCGCCUGGCCCACGACCUCCGGAUGGAGGGCCUGCUUUUCCAGCUCUCACUCUUCUGCCUCUUCAACCGGCUGCUCAGCGACCCGGCCGCCGGGGCCUACAAAGAGCUCGUGACUUUCGCCAAGUACAUCCUGGGCAAGUUCUUUGCGUUGGCUGCAGUCAACCAGAAAGCCUUUGUGGAGCUGCUGUUCUGGAAGAACACAGCUGUGGUCCGAGAGAUGGCCGAGGGCUAUGGCUCUCUGGACGGCGGGUCCUCCAGUCGCAAACCCCCUAUGUGGAGCCCGGAGGAGGAGGCCCAGCUUCAGGAACUAUACCUUGCCCAUAGGGAUGUGGAAGGUCAGGAUGUGGUGGACAUCAUCUUGGCGCACCUGAAAACCCCUCGAACACGCAAGCAGGUCAUCCACCAUCUGGUACGGCUGGGCCUGGCUGACAGCGUCAGAGACUUCCAAAGGAAAGGAACCCAUAUUGUACUGUGGACGGAAGAUCAGGAGCUAGAGCUGCAGCGGCUGUUCGAGGAGUUCCAGGACUCAGAUGACGUGCUGGGCCAUAUCAUGAAGAAUAUCACGGCCAAACGCUCACGGGCCCGAAUAGUGGAGAAGCUGCUGGCUCUGGGACUGGUGGCUGAGCGGCGGGAGCUAUAUAAGAAACGCCGCAAGAAGCUGGCGCCCUCAAGCUUGCCUAAUGGAGAGGAGUCCCAGAAAGAUUUUUACCAGGAAGAUCUGGAAGAAGGAGAAAACCGGCCAGAGGCAGAGAGUGACGAGGAUGAAGGGAAAGAGGAGGAGGACUCAGAAGCAGAACAAGCCGAGGGUAGCUCAGUCCUUUCAGCUGAGACCCUUGGGCAAAGCCUGUCUCAGGAAGGCUUCUCUGCUCCCCUUCUGUGGCUCCAGAGCUGUCUGAUUCGAGCAGCUGACAAUCGAGAAGAGGAUGGCUGCUCCCAGGCAGUGCCUUUGGUGCCGCUGACGGAAGAAAAUGAGGAAGCAAUGGAAAAUGAGCAGUUUCAACAGCUAUUGCGCAAGCUUGGGGUUCGGCCUCCUGCCUCUGGGCAGGAAACCUUCUGGAGAAUUCCAGCUAAGCUGAGUCCUACCCAGCUCCGGAAGGUAGCGGCUUCUUUGAGUCAGCCCGAGGAGGAGGAAGAACUUCAGCCAGGACCAGAACCUAAAGUGCCGGGAGAGCAAGGCCCUGAAGAGGAGCACCAAAAGGAGCACCGUGCACAGGCCCUAAGGGCCCUCCUGCUAGCCCGAAAAAAGAAAGCCGGCCUGGUGUCCCCAGGGGGGGAAGGGGCUGCUGGCGAGAAAGAACAGCUGAAAAUGGCACCCAGGAAGCGACAACUGCUAGACAGCGAUGAGGAACAGGAUGAAGACGAGGGCAGGAACAAAGAGUCAAGAGCUCCAGAAAUCCUAAAGAAGAAACGGUUCCAGAUUGAGGAUGAAGAUGAGAGCGACUGAAGACCUAGAAGCUUCGGGGAAGGGGUAGACCAUUUUUAGGUGGGGAAUUUAAGUCAGAGUUCAGAGGGUCACACAGGACCCAGAGACUCCUCUUACCAGACAGAAGCAGUAGAGUCCUGGGCUUCCCCGUGGAUCUACGGUUCUGGAAGUUCAGGCAGGGACACCUGGGUGGCUCAGUCAUUAAGCGUCUGCCUUCGGCUCGGGUCAUGAUCCCAGGGUCCUAGGAUCGAGCCCCGGAUCGGGCUCCCUGCUCCGGGGGAGGCCUGCUUCUCCCUCUCCCAGUCCCCCUGCUUGUGUUCCCUCUCUUGCUGUGUCUCUGUCAAAUAAAUAAAAGGCAACAGCUGUUGGA